Messenger RNA from Oryzias melastigma (Indian medaka), 4712 nucleotides. RefSeq names its product alkaline ceramidase 1 (gene acer1). The record is from RefSeq and is a predicted model, not a curated record. The transcript is spliced from 6 exons. NCBI's taxonomy places the organism in Eukaryota, Metazoa, Chordata, Actinopteri, Beloniformes, Adrianichthyidae. Gene Ontology annotation, cellular component: membrane. Gene Ontology annotation, molecular function: hydrolase activity, acting on carbon-nitrogen (but not peptide) bonds, in linear amides. Bases 564 to 1427 code for a protein of 287 amino acids. Gene Ontology annotation, biological process: ceramide metabolic process.
AUGCUGCAACACCUUCUUUUGAACUUCAAGUAUUACAUUAUCAUAAAUUUGUUAUCUCUGAGAUAAAAAAAGGGUCUUGAAAUUAGGCUGAUAUUAUUAAUCGCUUUAUUUUUGAACAUUCUCCCUAAGGCUAAAAAUAAAACGAUAACUGUAAAAAAUAACCACAAACAAACUUCACCCCUAUGAGAUACAAAUCUCUGCAUUGCUUCCUCUAUUUUUAAAUGUUCUACACCUUAAAAAUGACUGGAUUGAAUAUAAUGUAACAUCUUGCAACCCUGAGUAUGAUUGGUAUGAAUAUUUGUUGAUGGUUAAUAACUAAGAAUUUUGACUAAAGAGGAUGGAAUUCAGUUCUGAAAACUGUAUUAAAAAAUGACUUUUUUUGCAAAACAUUAUUAAUUAAAAGGCUUGUGGUCCAUGUGAAUUUGCAUUCCAUCCCAAUGAGAAUUUUUUUUUAUAUAAGAAUAAAUGUGUGCAUGAAGUUGCAGGUAGUCUUAGCUCAUAGAGAGGAGGGGAUUUUACACAUCCAUGCAAACAUGCCACUGGGAGGAAACAUACUUAUUUGAAUGUGCAAAUCUGCAGGUGUGUUACUCUCCUGGUGUCUUUCAGGUGUUUGCUCCACUGAGAAGAUGGCUGAGGCUUUUGCCUAUGAGAGUUCAGAUAUUGACUGGUGUGAAGACAACUACAAAUAUUCAGAACAUGUAGUGGAGUAUUUUAAUACAAUGAGCAGCUUCUUUUUCUUCAUCAUCUCUCCUGUCAUGCUUUACCUGAUGCAUCCUUACGCCAAACAGAGGAGUUUGGCAAUUCACCUCGUCUGGAUUAUGAUGAUUUUUGUAGGGCUUUUUUCUGCAUACUUUCACAUGACUCUCAGUUUUGUGGGUCAGAUGUUGGACGAGCUGUCCAUCGUGUGGGUGUUGGCAGUGGGAUAUUCCAUGUGGUUUCCUCGUAAACUCUUCCCCUCGUUCAUCAAAGACAGGACCACGUUUUCGAAGCUGGUCUUCACCAUCACAGUCAUCACUUCGAUCUCGUCGUUUGUCAAACCAACAGUCAACGCCUAUGUCCUGAACUGCUUCGGCCUCCAUCUGCUUUACACUCUGGCCCUCGAGAUGAGAUGCUGCACCGACCAGAAGGCUCUGCGUCUCGCCAAGCUGUCCGUGGCUCUGUGGGCGCUCGCCAUCACCUGCUGGAUCAGUGACCGUUUCAGCUGCAGCUUCUGGCAGCAGCUAAACUUCUGCUAUCUGCACGGCAUCUGGCACAUUCUGAUUGUGAUGGCUGUGGCUCAUGCCACCACCCUGAUUGCGUACCUGGAUGCCAACAAUGAAAUACCGUACUCCCUGCCCGGACUGCAGUACUGGCCCUCUGAUAAAUGGACUGUAGGACUUCCUCACAUUGUUCUAAAGGGAACACCCAAAACCAGAAAGCGAUGCUGAUUGAAGUGUAGUCAAUUGUUGGACUUUUUUUUGACAAUUUUCGUUAUGCAAAGGGAAGCAGGUAAAUGAUACCUAUUCAAUUCAAAUUAGACAAAUCUAUUCUGUUUUACAACAUACAAAGCACAUAGCAAAACUCUGCUGCCUUUUUCUUCUGUACGACUUUUGCACAGAAGGGUGUUAAAAAAAAAAAAAAGGAAUCCACGAAUAAAUCUUUACUGUGGUAAAAUUCUGGCUUUACAACAGCUAGCAUUAAGAGAAAACUACAAAUGAUUUGUCUGUGCAGUCAGCGUAAGUAAGGAAUUAUUAUAAAUAUAUGGAGUAAAACUAUGACAUCAGCUGUCAUGGAUAUUUUAACUAUUUCAUUACAUAUUAUUAUUAUUAUUAUUAUUAUUAUUGCUUUUAGCAAACCAUGCACUUAACUAUUUAGAAAAGUGUCUAUUAGAGUAGUAUUUUGAGCUUUUUAGGUUUAUAAAUUAUUUAUACAAGUGAAUUAAAUACUUUUACAUCAAUUGUAUUUCAGUAACAAAGAAUGUGAUCAUUACAUGUUUUGGUGCUUUUCUGUGCAUAGUAGUAACACUGAUAAACAAAACAAGUGUAAUUAUGUUUAAAAAAUAUUGAAAAUUGUUAUUAUUGUAAUUUUUAUGUUAAUAAUUUAAGGAAGUUUGCUUACAUAUUAAUUUAGAAAUCAAACGUAUUCCUUUUUUAAAUUGAUGUUAUUACAAGAUUUUUCUGGACAUAGAAAAAAGUUUUAUAUUUUUUUUGUGUGCUCUCAAUGAUUGCUCUUUAUACCACUUUUGCUGCCAUCUUUAUUUCGCUUUGUGUUACCUGCAAUCUUUGCAUUUUUGCAUUUAACCAGAACAGCAGUGUGGUUUCUUGUGUGGCUUACGAUCUUUUUUUUUUUUUUUUUUUUAACCAUAAAUUAGUCUUGUUAUCAUUUGCAAAAAGGACAAUGUGUGUUAUCUCAGUUUACCAUUUUCUUUAUUUUUACUUCAUCGAUUUAAUGCACUGCGCAUGCUCUGGAUGAUUGAGAACAGUAACACUUGAAAACUAAAGAUUGUAAUUUUUUUAACCUUUUUUAAUAUUUCAUCAGGUUUCUAAUUGUUUAGAUUUGUUUUUGUAAGUAAGUUUAUCACGCUUCGUCUGUAAACAUAUUUUGCAAAAUUUCUUUUAAAGAUGUUUGAGCAUUGUUACAAACUGCAAUACAUGAAAUCUAUCUCAAUAUCCUUCUGAAGAACUACACUCCAGCAAGCUCUAUGACCUACGGGAGUGACAUAAAUAUUUAAAGUAUCCUAAUGGUAUGCUGUGAGGAGAAAUAAACCAAACUUUUAAUUUUAUUUUUUUAUUUACAUAAUCUGUAACACAAUACAUGUUAGAACUAAACAGAUCUUGUUUAUUUUAAUGAUUUUUAUAAUAAAGAUUAAAACAAACUUCAGUGUAAUCUUUGGGAGAUUUUUAACUAAAGCGUAUUUAUAUAUGUAAAAUAUUUAAAAUGAAAAGAAAAGACAUUGUAUAUGGAAUUUUACUUUUCAUGUUGAUCUGGGAAUGCACUGAUUUUUCAUGAAUCUUAAGCAUCUUUUUUUCCGUUAACUUGAUCAAUUUCUGCUGGAAGUUGUUUCAUUAAAAAAAAUUGUGUUAAAUUGUUGAAUUGUUUUUUGGUAAAUUUCUCAUUUCCAGUUUAGAACAAACACAUUUUUCUUAGCAUCCAUUGUUAUUGAAGAUCUUUUUAAGGUUAAUCCUGGUAGGACGCAUCUCUUUAUCACCACGGCAACGAAAUGAUGAAGACCAUCUUCUUAUGGAGUAGCAGUCCUGCAACACAUUAAGCUGCUGCUUAUUGUGACAGAGAAACUAAGUUAUAUAGAUUUAUAUUUUUAGCAUUUCAACAUGAACUGGCAGUGGAAAAAAAAUUAAGAGAUUGUCAGAGGAAUAAAAAUUAAAUAACUUUUUAGGAUCUGACUUCUUUUUUGUAUUUUGGCAUUUUUUUUUAACAUAGAAUGUUGCACAUUAGUUAAAUUAUUCUUUGUUAAAUUGUCUACUUGUGACAUAAGUAGAAUGGAGCUGACAAAAUCUUAAUUAAUAUGGUAAAAUUUAUGCAAAAGUAGAAGGAAAACUUUGGGUUGUUAUUUUGGGUUCCUUACAAACAUGUUUUAUCUACACUGGAAUUUUAGCUGUCUUACCCUCAGUAAAUGCAAAAAUAGCCAAAAUAGAUAGCAUUAUGCUAAAACAACAGCUACAUUCCAAAAGAGCUUAAAAAAGAAAACUGUAGUUGCCAAAAAUAAACAAAAACAGCUAACAUGUUGCUUAACUAUUAACUAAAUGCCAAAUUAGCUUAAAAACCAUAACGGAUGGCAAAAUAGUAAAAAAAAAAAAAAAAGCUGGCAUGCAUUAUUUGUCAGAAGCAUAUGUUUAAAUGAGCAUUAACACUAGUUUAGCUGAAAAAAUACGUUUGUUUGACUUUAAAAUAAAUAUAAAAUAAAACAGCACCGACAGAUUUUUUUAAAUUGUCAAACACUAUUCACCAGUUAAUUUAAGAAAUAUUCUGUGACGUUCUGUGGUUUGUCACUAGAGGGCAGCAACAUGCUGAAUUAUUAAAUACAGUGUAAUUGUUUAACAAAGAACUAUUAUCUUUUUUUUAUGCAGGAAAUAGAUUUAACUAAAAAAUACUUACUUACUGCAGCCUUGGCUGUUUGUAUUUUUUCCUUUUUGGUUUUUGCAUCAUUGCACAAUAACAGGCCACUGGGUGUGGAAAAGCAUCAUAAAACCAAUAAACCUGAAUUUAUUUCUUUCAUUGAAGACAAAAACACUUGAAAAACAUUUCUAGUUCUGGGAUUAUUAAAGUUUUGUUUACUUUAUUCUCUGGUUGACAGAGUGGUAAGAUGGGGAAAGAUUUUUUUUAUUAAAAUGCACAGAAAGUGUCUUGUAUCAUUUAUGAGGCAAAAAAGUUAUUAUCCCGUAAGAAAAGCUUUCAAUUCUCAGCUAAGAUUUUAUACUAGCAUUAUAAAUAAAAAUAAAAGAUAAAAACACAUAAUUUAAGGUAAACCACAAAUGAAGUACACAUAAAUCAGAAAAAAUCAGUUUCUGGUGAUUGCUUGCUGUUAAAAGGGGGCUGUUUGCCUAAAGAAGAUAUAAAGAAAAGGAUGUGCAUGUGUGAACUGUAUUUGUAUUAUUUGUCCCUUGUGAUUAAAAAAAGUAUUAAAGAUCUUUAUCAAAUUGUUCAUUGCCUUUCUCUGGCUUGAAGAAAAAAAAACUAACAAAUCUCAGCUGCUGGUGAAACCUGUAAAAUAAUUU